Messenger RNA from Piliocolobus tephrosceles (Ugandan red Colobus), 2282 nucleotides. RefSeq names its product ubiquitin conjugating enzyme E2 L6 (gene UBE2L6). Bases 340 to 873 code for a protein of 177 amino acids. The transcript has 4 exons. NCBI's taxonomy places the organism in Eukaryota, Metazoa, Chordata, Mammalia, Primates, Cercopithecidae. The record is from RefSeq and is a predicted model, not a curated record.
UUCCCGCCCUCUACUCAGAGGAGGACUGGCCUGCAAGAGUGGCCAGAGUUGGAGUUUUGGGGGUUUGGGGACCUCUGCUUGAGCCGUUUGCGUGGUGAAGAUGAGCUAGCUCCUCCAAAACUGGUUUCAAUUUCGCUUUUCCUGCCUGAGACUUGUGAUAAUAACUGGGUGCAUCUCCAGUGCAGGAAACGUCCUUGGCAUCUUGGUGCCAGGCAUUCUGCUACUGCUGGUGGUGGGUUAUGAACACAGAUGACCAGGAUGAAGUCCUUGCCUUGGAAUAAGCCCAUUGCCCAUCCCAUAAUUUGAUGCCUGUAUUACUAGAGUCCUGAGAAACACGGAAUGCUGAUUAGAAUUUGGGGCAAAGUUCCCUGGGUAUUCUCUGGAGAAAAGAUGCGGAGGUGGACCUGGAAGGCUUCCUGGAGUAGGUGGCUUGCAUUCGAGCUGGAGGAUCUUCAGAAGAAGCCUCCCCCGUACCUGCGGAACCUGUCCAGCAGUGAUGCCAAUGUCCUGGUGUGGCACGCUCUCCUCCUACCUGACCAACCUCCCUACCACCUCAAAGCCUUCAACCUGUGCAUCAGCUUCCCGCCUGAGUAUCCGUUCAAGCCUCCCACGAUCAAAUUCACAACCAAGAUCUACCACCCCAACGUGGACGAGAGCGGAUAUGUUUGCCUGCCCAUCAUCAGCAGUGAGAAUUGGAAGCCUUGCACCAAGACUUGCCAAGUGCUGGAGGCCCUGAAUGUGCUAGUGAAUAGACCGAAUAUCAGGGAGCCCCUGCGACUGGACCUCGCUGACCUGCUGACAGAGAAUCCGGAGCUGUUCAGAAAGAAUGCUGAAGAGUUCACCCUCCAAUAUGGAGUGGACCGGCCCUCCUAACUCAUGUUCUGACCCUCUGUGCACUGGAUCCUUGGCAUGGUGGAUGGACAUACCUCAUGGACUGAGGCCAGAGCCCCCUAUGGCCCAUUCCCCACUCAUUUUUUCUUUCUUAGGUUGUUAGUCAUUCGUGUGUGUGUGUGUGUGUGUGUGUGUGGUGGAGGGAAGGGAGCUGUGAGUGUGUGUUGUGUGUGGACUCACACACAGCUCUUGCCCUGCAGUCCCCUUACCUGAGAAGUGUGGAAAGAGGGGAAUAUAACCAGAAGGAGUGCCACCAGAGUCAAAAUGGAAGUUUGUUUUUUAUUUUUGGUGACCACUUACUGAACACUUGAGUGGCAGGCAGGACGGGGCAAAGCUUUUUGCCCUUUUCAUGAUCUCAUUUGACUCUCGCAACACCUUCAUAAGGUUGCAACUCCCAGUAUCCCCUUUCAGCCUGUAAACUGAGGCCCAGAGAGGUUAACUGUAUGGCCCAGUGUCACACAGCUGGUUAGUGGUAAGACCCAGGCCAUUGUCCUUUCCCAGACACCCUGCACAGUUAUUGAUACCUCAGCAGGUGAGGAAACCCCUGUGUCCAGAGUUUAUUAUCCCAGAGUGCAGACAGACGUUCCUGGGCCAAGUAUGGAGCGGGCACUGAGGGGCCAGAGAGGAUUUUACAAAAGUACUUUUAAUGCAGUUAAAACCAACGCCACAUGCCCUUGCCUGAGCCCCUGGCUCUGGUGCCUCCAUGGAGCAGAAGGGAGCCCCCGGGCCACAGCUGGUGAGCUGGGCACCCUGCCCAUCUCUGCCCGCAGAGCCAGUCACCUCCUCAUUUCUUCUUGGUCUUCACCAGUCCUUUCUGCACGAGGCUGCGGUACAGCUCCUGGAUGUAGGUGUAGACGCACUUGGAGUCAGGCACAGCCAACCGCACCAUGUCAUCCACGUCCAGCAGCUGAGCACAGUCAGCCAGUUUCCUAAGGAAUGGGGUAGAAUGAGGAGCAGAAGGUCAAAGGUGAAGGAAAUGGGAGUAAGGGGAUGGGUGCGGGCAGCCCAGCAACGAUGAAGCUCAUAGGAUGGGCUGGGAUGUUGGAGCUGGGAGAUCAUCUAAGCCAAUCAUCCCAUUAUAUAGAUGAGAUAACUGAGGCCACAGCAGAGUUAAGACAAACCCAGGCCAGGUGCCAUGGCUUCCUUUAGCUGUGAUACUCCUAUAGGUAGGUCACAGGAUGUAGACAGGUAACGCCAAAGCCAAGCCCAGUGAAUACUUCAAUAAUGAGUUUGAGGCCAGGCAUAGUGGCUCACACCUGUAAUCCCAGCACUUUGGGAGGCCAUUGCGGGAGGAUCCCUUGAGCUCAGUAGUUCGAGACCAGCCUGGACAACCUAGUGAGACCUUUUUGGAGAAUGGGAGCUUCUCAAAAAAAUAAAAACAAAAAUUACAA